Closterium sp. NIES-65 is the source of this 660-nucleotide messenger RNA. Lineage: Eukaryota; Viridiplantae; Streptophyta; Zygnematophyceae; Desmidiales; Closteriaceae. The record is from the annotation of a GenBank genome assembly.
AUGCUGCUUCUGACUCUCGCUCCCCUGUGCUUGUGCCUGUGUUGUGUGUGUCCUGGUUCCGGUGGCAACUUUCCUGAGGCCCAUCCACGCGUCGAACACUCCUGCCUGCCAAAGGGUGGUGCGUCCCUGGGAGGGGCUUUGCCAGAGAGGAUCCGCCUUUCUAGACGUCUCGAGAACUGCCUCACCACUGCAGAACGACCCGGGGACCUGCUGGCAGUGCGUGUGCGUCGAGUGAGGAGUGGGGGUCCGCCGUCUGAGCCGUCUCAGGCACUGGCGCACCGCGGCAAACGUGCACGCCUCAACACUCUGCCUUCCAAGGCGUGGUGCGUCUCGUCUAAAGGAGUCCUGCCUGCCAUGGGUGGCUCGGCGAGUGGGGAUCCGCCUCAGAAACCGGCUCACCAUCGCAGUAUGGCACGUGCUGACAGUGCGGCCCAGGAAGUCAUCUCAAAAACUGGCUUGCCACGGCAGCAUGGGACAGAAAGUGUUGCUCCCAGCGGUGGCGUGGCCUGGGUGAACAUUGGCAUGCAGAGUGAGGGAAGGAUCGUUCGGAAGUGGACAGGGUCAACGGAAGGCAGCAGGAGCAGCAGGAUUAACAGUAGUGGUGAUGUUUUGAGGGUCGGCUUAGUAGCCGCGGCACUAGAGGCGCACGUUCCUAAUUAA